This is a messenger RNA of Coffea eugenioides, 2726 nucleotides long. Its product is annotated as protein phosphatase 2C 29. The transcript is spliced from 4 exons. The record is from RefSeq and is a predicted model, not a curated record. Gene Ontology annotation, molecular function: protein serine/threonine phosphatase activity. Bases 1 to 2451 code for a protein of 816 amino acids. NCBI's taxonomy places the organism in Eukaryota, Viridiplantae, Streptophyta, Magnoliopsida, Gentianales, Rubiaceae. Gene Ontology annotation, biological process: protein dephosphorylation.
AUGGGAGGGGGAUUUUCGCAGCUGUUUCCAUGUUUCAACCCGGCGGUGGACGGGCGGGGUGAGCCGGAGGUUCUGUUUACUGCCACCGAACCGCUCGACGAAACCCUAGGUCACUCAUUCUGUUACGUCCGGUCUUCUGCCCGCUUUCUGUCCCCUACUCAUUCCGAUCGCUUCGUUUCGCCUUCGCAGUCCCUCCGGUUCGACGCCGAGCAGGUUCCGAAGCAGUCCAGACCGGCUGGUUUGCCGCCGGAGACCGGUUUUAGAACGAUUUCGGGGGCUUCCGUCAGUGCCAACACUUCCACUCCUCGGACUGUCCUCCAGCUUGACAAUAUUUACGACGAUGCCACUGCCACUGAGAUUAGUAAUACGACGACGUCCUCUGCCGCUGCUGGUGCUGGUGCGGGGAGUAGUAGUCUUCUAGGUUUUAGUGCUGGCGUCAAGGGGAGUGUUGUUAAUGGUUUUGAGAGUACGUCGUCCUUCAGCGCUUUGCCUUUGCAGCCGGUGCCACGAGGCGGAGCCGGAGAAGCUUCGGGUCAGAUGGAGCGGGCAUUUUUCAUGUCCGGUCCGAUCGAGCGCGGGGCACUCUCGGGUCCGUUGGAUAGUACCGGAGGAGGCUCCGAUGGAGGUAACAGAGUUCCAUUCUCGGCGCCCUUGGGGGGUAUGUAUGUGAAAAAGAAGAGGAGGAAGGGCAUUUCGGGGAUUCGGAAGGCAUUUUACAGGAACUUCCCAGAAAAAAAGCGACCGUGGGUGGUGCCCGUGCGAAACUUCGUAGGUGGCCGGAAGGAUGUCUCCGGCGGCGGCUCCGGUGAGCCGGAGAUGCCGUGUGACAGCAAUGUGCAGUGGGCUCUGGGGAAGGCGGGGGAGGAUCGGGUACACGUGGUUGUUUCGGAGGAGCUGGGGUGGUUAUUUGUCGGGAUUUAUGAUGGGUUUAACGGCCCUGAUGCGCCUGAAUUUUUGAUGAGUAAUUUGUACAAAGCUAUGUAUAAAGAGUUAGAGGGUUUGUUUUGGGAUAAUGAAGACACUAGUAGUAGUACUCAAGAAGUUACUUUAACUGCAGAAAAUAUAGCUUCUGUGGAGGAUUCGAACGACCCAUUGAGUUCGAAUCAGUUGGUAGAGGGCAGAGCUGUGGGGAGGGUUACGGAAAUAGAAGAAGGUGAAAGUGAGUCAAAUUUAGACGAGACUACUAGUAGGGCAUCAGUUAAGAGGGUGACUUUCCAAUCAGGGGAGAUCCAGGUUAGGAGGAGGAGAUUAUGGGAAUUUCUGGCAGAAGAGGAUCCGGAAGACGGACUUGAUCUUUCGGGUUCAGAUAGAUUUGCAUUUUCAGUUGAUGAUGCAAUUAGUGUUAGCAACGCUGGAUCAGCAGUCAGUAGAAGAUCACUGUUAUUGUCGAAAUUGAAGCAUGGAUUGUUGAUUAAGCACAAGGAGAGUGGGAGUUUGUUUCCUUGGAGGUUUGGUUUGGCCGGAAAAGAGAAGCAGGAAGUGGAAGUAGAGGAGAAUCGAGUGGCAGAACAGAUUAGUUGUAGAAGUGGGAGAAUGCGGAAGGUGGGACCUGUUGAUCAUGACUUGGUGUUGAGGGCAAUGUCGAGGGCUCUUGAAGUGACUGAGCAUGCAUAUUUGGAUAUGACCGAUAAGGUUCUUGAUCGGUAUCCAGAGCUUGCACUGAUGGGCUCUUGUUUAUUAGUGGCGUUGAUGAGGGAUGAGGAUGUAUAUGUGAUGAAUGUAGGUGACAGUCGUGCAAUUGUGGCACAGUAUGAGCCUGAUGAAGUUAGCUCCAGUGCACAAUUGAAAGUUCCAGGUGGCAGUGGGUCAAAUUCGGAGGGAGGUAUAUUUGAUGAAUCAGCAGAUGCCACUGAAAGAGAGACUGAGGUGGCAAAUGAGGCUUCUUUUCAAGCUAUGAAGUUGACGGCAUUGCAGUUGUCCACUGAUCACAGCACUAGCAUUCAGGAAGAAAUCAUUAGGAUCAAGAAUGAACACCCUGAUGACAACAAUUGCAUUGUCAAUGAUAGAGUUAAAGGUCGUUUAAAAGUUACCCGUGCAUUUGGAGCUGGUUUCCUUAAGCAGCCUAAGUGGAAUGAUCCCUUACUGGAAAUGUUUCGGAAUGACUACAUUGGAACUGCUCCUUAUAUCUCCUGUUCACCUUCUCUUCGGCACCAUAAACUGUGUCCCAGAGAUCAGUUUUUGGUCCUGUCAUCUGAUGGAUUGUAUCAGUACUUGAGCAACCAGGAAGUGGUUUCUUUUGUUGACAAUUUCAUGGAGAAGUUUCCAGAUGGCGACCCUGCUCAGCACCUGAUAGAAGAGCUUUUGUUACGUGCAGCUAAAAAAGCAGGAAUGGAUUUUCAUGAACUACUGGACAUUCCCCAAGGUGAUCGGAGGAAGUACCAUGAUGAUGUCACUGUGAUGGUGAUAUCACUUGAAGGAAGAAUUUGGAAGUCAUCAGGAAAAUACCCUUGAGUUGGCAUAACUGGUAGAAUCUCUAAAUGGUCUUUGUCUCUAGAGCUUCGAUCCUCCGGCUGUGUUGACAGCAGGGAUUAGGGAAGUUUAAGAACCAAUUUUCUUGGUUAUCAAAUUAUAAGCAUAGAGUUCGUGGGGAAUCCUGAGAGCAGGAUCAUCAAUGCUCAAAGCAAUGUGAAAAAAAUGGGUCAGGGAAAGGUAUAGAAAUUUUUGUAGUUGGGACCGCUGGAAAGUGCUUUUAGGCAACAAAGUAACAGGAAAAUUUCUUUUCCUUA